AUCUCGCCAGCUCUCUUGAACUUUUUAGGACAUCAGGAGCAAAACAAUUGAAAGAGUGCUAUCGACACGCCGGCGUUUUCCAGUCGCGAUGGCGCUGUUACAUAAAAAGUCUUCAGAAAUUCCGGAAGACGCUGUCCGUUUGAGCGAGGAGGAUGCAAUCCAGUACUUCUUGAGCUUGGUAAAAAAUUGGGAAAACCAAUCAGAAGUCUGGCCAAUCGUUUACACACCUGGGAUACUUGGCGCUGGCACGGUAAUUUCUGGAUUUUACAUCAACAAUUACUACCGCCGGGUGCUGAAGCUGGCCAAUUAUGGCAGAUUCUCAAGCUAUUUGCCAGCGGUUGCGCUACCGGCGAUCAUGGCCACCGUAUUUCACUCUACGUUCGUGCUACCAGAUGUAAUGCUGCGAAAGGAACCGUGCCCAGUUUGUCUGCAAACACGUGCUGCUGCAUUUCAAGGUGCAUUUGCAGUAGCAUAUCCAAUGAUGCUGGUGCCGCUCUCAUCAUUUAUGUUUGCCACUCGACAUUUCACAUACCGGCUGCCAUCGAUUGUGGAGAAACCGAAGGAGGUGUUGAAACUGUAUAGGAAAUUGUCCGGACCUAUUAUGCUGCCGGUUACGUUGAUGCUUGCAUUUAACGUUGCACUGGCCAUUUUCUUGACCGGCAAAGAGUUCGAAACGGUUUAUAAGAUAAACUUCCGGAUGCUUGAGCUAGAACGGCAAUUUGAGGAUCAGGCUGCCUUUGUUGAUCAGUCGUAACUAUGAUGGGAUAAGGAUGUUUAUUCCUUUACGAAGUUUGUACAGUAAACCAAAAUCGAACGUUAAUAGAGAGUCAUAGCGUAAAUAAAAUAU
This is a messenger RNA of Anopheles moucheti, 847 nucleotides long. RefSeq lists its product as uncharacterized. Lineage: Eukaryota; Metazoa; Arthropoda; Insecta; Diptera; Culicidae. The record is from RefSeq and is a predicted model, not a curated record. Bases 89 to 754 code for a protein of 221 amino acids. Gene Ontology annotation, biological process: mitochondrial respiratory chain complex I assembly. Gene Ontology annotation, cellular component: mitochondrion. The transcript is spliced from 2 exons.